AUGAUGAAGAACAAGACGGAAGUGACACACUUUCUCCUACUGGGACUCACAAGUGACCCUAGCCUACAGCUUUCACUCUUCCUCACCUUUCUCAUCAUCUACACUGUCACCCUCAUAGGGAACCUGGGGAUGAUUCUGCUGAUUGUCCUGGACUCUCAUCUUCACACUCCCAUGUAUUUUUUUCUAGGUAACUUGUCUCUGGUGGACUUUUGCUACUCUUCAGCAGUCACUCCAAAAGUUAUGGCUGGUUUUCUUAUAGAAGACAAGGUCAUUUCCUACAAUGACUGUGCUGCUCAGAUGUUCUUUUUUGUAGCCUUUGGUACUGUGGAAAAUUACCUCUUGGCAUCAAUGGCCUAUGAUCGCUAUGCAGCAGUAUGUAAACCCCUACACUACGCCACCACCAUGACUACACGUGUGUGUACAUGGCUGAUCAUUGGCUCUUAUGUCAUUGGUUUCCUGAAUGCUUCCAUCCACACUGGAGACACAUUCUGGCUCUCUUUCUGUGAAUCUAAUGUGGUUCAUCACUUUUUCUGUGAUAUCCCAGCAGUCAUGGUUCUCUCUUGUUCUGACAGACAUGCCAGUGAGCUGACUCUUGUCUAUAUAGUGAGCUUCCACAUAUUCUUUGCCUUCAUAGUUAUUUGGAUAUCCUACACAUUCAUUUUUGUCACCAUCCUGAAGAUGCAGUCAACUGCAGGACAUCACAAAGCUGUGUCCACCUGUGCCUCCCACUUCACUGCAGUCUCCAUUUUCUAUGGAACUGCUAUUUUUAUGUAUGCGCAGCCUAGUUCCAGUCACUCUAUGGACAGUGACAAAAUUGCCUCUGUGUUCUACACCAUGAUCAUUCCCAUGCUGAACCCUCUGGUCUACAGCCUGAGGAAUAAAGAUGUAAAGGGUGCAUUCAGAAAGAUCAUUUGGGAAGCAAAAUCCUCUUGA
Messenger RNA from Cricetulus griseus (Chinese hamster), 933 nucleotides. NCBI's taxonomy places the organism in Eukaryota, Metazoa, Chordata, Mammalia, Rodentia, Cricetidae. The record is from RefSeq and is a predicted model, not a curated record.